CGCAAGAGAGGACCAAAGUUAAGGAUUAAGCGCGUCUCAUUCGAGAGGAACAAAAGCGACAUAGUGACACUCUGCUUUAUUUUAAUUUUAUUUUUUUGUAAAGAUUAUCAACAGUCUACACAUUCCCAGAAGCUCCGAGGACACAUUUUGGCAAGAGAAAAAAUAUUUGAUUCAUUUUGAAUCUGGAGGCAUGUGGCUUAUGACCUCUUUCAAGGAAUAAGUAACGCAACAGGAGAAAAGACGUUCACUAAGACUACUGCGAUUGCAACUUUGGCUUUAUGACUUUUUCUCCUUUGCGGUUGGAGCUGCCGUCGCUGGUCAGUUUUGGAAAGUUUCUCGAUGGCGUAGGUGGUGGCGAGACUUUUUAAAACACCUUAAGGAUUUAUUAGCCUAUUUAAAAGGGAUGCGCAUUCGUUUUAUGUGCAUUAAAGAAACUGGAGUGUGCAAAGAACACUGAAACCCAGCCGUCGUAACUUUUGGUAUGAGGGUAAUGCGGCGUAAAUACGGCGUCUAGAAGGAUGAUGCUGCUUGUACAAUGGAAGUAAAGAACUCUUUUACUUUUCUUGCGUUGGUUUGUCUUUUCUUCUGCUCCGGUUUCAGCCAAGAACUCAACCCCAAAGGCAGGAAUGUGUGCAAAGUACCCGGAUCAUCAACACCAGUGUGCUGCAGUGGAUGGGGGCAGCUAGGAACUGAAUGUCUGACACCCCUCUGUGAAGGCAACUUCACCUGCAAGGACAAUGAGGUGUGUGUCAGGCCAAAUGAAUGCCGCUGUCGUCAUGGAUACUUUGGAGCUAGCUGUAACACCAAAUGCCCUGCAGAGUACUGGGGACCAGACUGCAAGGGAGAAUGUCACUGUUACCCCAAUGGCCAGUGCGAUGAUUUGACCGGCGAGUGCACCUGCAACCACAAUCGCUGGGGACCUAAAUGCGAGAAUGUUUGUCUUUGCCAGAAGGGCAAGUGUGACCAAGAAACAGGAAAAUGCACAUGCUAUCCUGGCUUCUGGGGUCCUCAGUGCAACAACAACUGCUACUGCAGCAUCAAUUCAAUCUGUGAUGUGAUGACAGGGCGAUGCUUGUGCAACCCUGGCUGGACUGGGAGGAACUGUGCACUCCAGUGUAACUGUAACAAUUCACCAUGCGACCAGUUCUCGGGACGCUGCCAGUGCAGGGAGAGGCUUUGGGGUCCACGCUGUGAGCGAAACUGCCAGUGCCUCUAUGGCAAGUGUAACCAGGCUGAUGGUUCAUGUACCUGUCUGCCUGGGUACCGUGGGAAGUUCUGCAGGGAGCCAUGUCCUGCUGGAUUUUAUGGUCAAAACUGCAGGAUCAGGUGUGGGCACUGCAAAGGCCAGCAGCCCUGUAAAGUGACAGGAGGAAGCUGUAUUACAUGUGAGAGAGGAUGGAAUGGGACUCGGUGUGAUCAGGUCUGCGCCAAGGGCUUUUUUGGUGAAAACUGCCAGGAAGUGUGUCCUACGUGUAAAGAUGGUCACCACUGUGAGCCCAUCUAUGGCAAGUGUUCGCACUGUAACCCUGGCUGGAUUGGGGACAGGUGUGAGGUGCGCUGCCCCAAUGGCACAUAUGGCGAGAACUGUGAAAACAACUGCAGUCAUUGUUUUAAUGGCAUCUGUCAUGUUGUUACCGGAGAGUGCCUCUGUGACCCCGGGUUUUAUGGCACAUACUGCAAUAUGACCUGUCCAACUGGCCAGUAUGGAAUCAACUGUAACCAGACAUGCUCUUGCCAUGACAAGAACUGUGAUCCUGUGUCUGGUGCCUGCUAUCUCCAGCCCAACCAGCGGAUGGGUGUGAUUGCAGCUGGGACCUUGGUCUCCUUUUUACUGAUUGUCCUCCUCUCACUGCUGUGCUGCUGCUGCCUCUGUCGGCACAAAGACAACCACAACAAAAAAGCCAAACGGAUCUUGUGUGGACGAUUCAGCAGAAUCAGCACUAAACUUCCCCGUAUUCCACUGAGGAGACAGAAACUGCCCAAAGUAGUCGUAGCCCACCAUGACCCAGAGAACACCUUCAACUGCAGCUUCAUUGAGCCCCCCUCUGUGGCUGAACAGCACUCCCCCUCCUCCUGGUCAUCCCAGGGGUCCUUCUCUUCUUUUGAGAGCGGAGAUGAGGGGCCAGUUUACUGUGUUCCGCAUGAAGACUCCAUGAAUGACAAGCGGAGCCCCAGCCCUGCAGCAGAGAAGCCAGAAUCUGUCCCUGAUGAAGAUGACGCUGGUGAAUACACCUCCCUGAAAGACACAAGUGUAACCAAAACAGAAGGUAGUGAGCCACAGUAUGCCUUGGUCGCCCGCCUCUCCAAGCAGUCGAAGGAGGAUGAGAACAGUGGCAAGGAUAGAGAUGGCACUCCUAUAUUAGAGGCCAAGCGCAAUGGAAAGCCACCGCCUUCACCUGGCAAGCCCAAACCCCGGCCACCAGACCCAUCCACUAAACCCAAGGUGUCGUGGAUACACGGGAAUACCACAGGGUCUCCCCAGCCUGAGCAGCAGGGGGGAAUUAAGGCACUUGCAGUGUCAAAGGAGAAAAAGAGAAGUUCAAGUGAUGGCUCAUCUAAGAGUGAAGAGUGGCAAAGAAUAAAGGAAAAGCAUCAUGACCGACAGAAGAUACAGGAGGGGCAGGAGGCAGAUGCCAGUGGCUCCCCUAAAAAACACAAACCUCUGCGAGGUAAAAAGUCUGGGGAUGAGCACGGCAGUCCCAGUCACAUGGAGCACAUCAAUGGUGUUGUUCAGAGUGCCCUCAAGAAGAUAAGUAAUUUUCACUGCUCCUCACCUGAAAAGAAAAGUGUUGAUAGUUCAAAGCAGACCCCUAAGGAGCCACCCAAGAGCCCAAAGGUCAUCCAUCCUCAUAUGAACUCAGAGGCUGCUACGCUGCUUGCCGCUCAGCUCAAGGAAAAAACCCAAAGCAUCAACAGGAAUGAGGGAACAGGGCUGACAAAGACCAAUGGUCUCUCCACACCAAGGGCAAACCGGGAGAAGCCCACACCUCCACAGAAAGCCAAAAGAACCGGCUCCACUGGAUUGAGCCAGAUUGAGCAAGGCUCCACCAAACCCCAGCUGCCCACCUCAAGUAGCCUACAGAAAAUGGUGGCACCUGUAAAAACCAACCUUGGGACCCCUGAAGCCAAGAGCCCGGAAAAGCAGGACUUGAACGGCUCCAGGACAGGGGACCCACUGGAUCCUACACCAAAGAAGACUCCCAUAAAAAAACCACCCAGGAAGAAAGGAAAGGAAGGUACUUUGGAUACAUCUGAAAGUAAAACACCACAGCAAAAGACAGCUAUUAUGCCACCACAGGUUGUGAAAUAAGUGUUUUGAACUACAAAUUGCACAAAGUUUAUGAUGGAUUUGCAAAAGACUAAAAUUUGUUGGAAGUUUAACCACAACAUAGUUUUUCGGUCAAGGAAUUGUAAUUUUACUGUUAGAGUUUAGGGCGAAUCCAGGACCAGUCAAGAAUAAGAAGUGCUUUAGAUCAAGAGGAACAGUUGAGUCAUAUUGGUAAGGUGUAUUAUAAUAAUCUCUAUACAUCAUUGUAUUCGUUUCAGGAGUCCUUUUUUUAAAGUAACAGCUAUAUAUCAACCUCACACCACAACCUGUGCCUAAACUGGACACAACUGUGAGAACAGUGGUGCAAAAGCAUAAUCCAAAGUUCAUUCAUUUUUUUUACUCUGCAGUAUGUCCACCACUAUACUUUGCUUAUAU
Messenger RNA from Pundamilia nyererei, 3703 nucleotides. It is a transcript of the gene scarf2, whose product is annotated as scavenger receptor class F, member 2. Gene Ontology annotation, cellular component: focal adhesion. Gene Ontology annotation, biological process: heterophilic cell-cell adhesion. Gene Ontology annotation, molecular function: scavenger receptor activity. NCBI's taxonomy places the organism in Eukaryota, Metazoa, Chordata, Actinopteri, Cichliformes, Cichlidae. The record is from RefSeq and is a predicted model, not a curated record. The transcript is spliced from 11 exons. Bases 536 to 3310 code for a protein of 924 amino acids.